This is a messenger RNA of Saccostrea cuccullata (small rock oyster), 3174 nucleotides long. Its product is annotated as flap endonuclease GEN homolog 1-like. Bases 147 to 3053 code for a protein of 968 amino acids. NCBI's taxonomy places the organism in Eukaryota, Metazoa, Mollusca, Bivalvia, Ostreida, Ostreidae. The transcript has 12 exons. The record is from RefSeq and is a predicted model, not a curated record. Gene Ontology annotation, molecular function: 5'-flap endonuclease activity; four-way junction DNA binding.
UUUGUUAGAAUCACAUGGUAUACAUGGUGGAUGUAAACAUAGAACAAGAUCAAUUUCACUUACAGCUUUUAAUCAAUUUCAGCCGGUUAUUCUUUAUGAAGAUGAAGUUGUAUGUAAUGAUUGGGUAAUUAUCCUUUGUCACCCAAAUGGGUGUUACCAACCUGUGGUCAGUGCUAGAGCCGGUACAAGUGCACCGAACUCUGUCCUCCCUGAAGGGCCAAACCCUGGCUGUGGACCUCAGCAUCUGGGUGUGUGAGACACAAUGUGUCAAACAGAUGCAGGGGGUCGUCUCUAAACCCUUCUUAAGGAAUCUUUUCUUUCGGGUUUCCCACUUGCUGCAGCUUGGAAUACAUCUGGUGUUUGUGAUAGAGGGGAAAGCCCCGGAGCUAAAACAGCAGGUGAUGGCCAAACGCCAGGAGACUCGCUACUCCAACAGGAAGGCUGUAGGGGGCCACAGAAGGGGGGGCCGGAGGAACUUUAAUGCCUGCUUAAAAGAGUGCUGUGAAAUGCUGGACUAUCUAGGAGUUCCCUAUGUACAGAGUUCUGGAGAGGCUGAGGCUACUUGUGCAGCCCUGAAUGCCAGAGGGGUUGUGGAUGGCUGUUUAACAAAUGACGGAGAUGCAUUCUUAUACGGAGCAAGGACUGUUUACAGAAAUUUUACUAUGAACACUAAAGACCCUCACGUUGAGUGUUACAGUAUGACAGAAGUGGAAGACAGAUUAGGUCUGACCAGAGAGAAGUUGGUUGCCAUGGCAUUGCUACUGGGCUGUGACUAUUUACCCAAAGGUGUCCCUGGAGUAGGAGUGGAGAGGGUUGUUAAAUUGAUGAACUCAUUACCAGCAUCAAAUGUUCUGGAAAGGUUUGAGAUGUGGAAGUCUAUGUCAGAGACAUUGUGUGUAGACAAGGUGGAGGUAUUCAUCAAACGUAAAGCUGCACAAGUACCAGACUUCCCACAGAAAGAGGUUGUGCAAGAAUUUCUGCAAGACAUGAAAAAAUGUGCGACCUCUGUCUCAAGAUGGAGUAGGCCAUCUAUGGCUGAUCUUCAGGUGUUCUGUGUGAACAAACUGGAGUGGCCUUUGGAGUACACCCUGGAGAAGGUCCUCCCUCUGAUCACACUGUGGGACAUGACAGACAUCAGUAAAAACAACUCACCCACAGGCAGGCAUCUGGUCCCCCAAAGAAUUGUCAAGUGCCGCAUUAGACAAGGAGUAAACUGCUAUGAAGUUUUAUGGAAUAAACCAGCUGGAGACAGCGUUUGCAGUGAAGAUCUAUAUAAAACCAUAGAGGAACAGACUCUGUUCAGAAGAAGUUAUCCACAGGUUGUUACUGAUUUUGAAAUGGAACAGGCCACCAAAAAGACCAAAGGCAAAGGAAGAAAAUCAAGAAAGAAAAUGGCAAACGAGGUGAAAGAGACAGAAGCUGUAGCAUUGAGUGAAAAUUUGGUGGAGAAAAAUGAAAUGGAGGAUAACAAUGAUGGUGGGGAAACAGAUGAGGAGGAUGAAGAAAUGAUCAAUGAGGAAUUAAAUAGUGCAAUACAAAGUACACAGUCAAAUAGGGAGACUGUCGAUAACCCUGCAGUAAGUUUACACAAUAAACCUGUAAAUAUAAAGCAACAGACUAAAGCUUCACCAAUGCAGAGACUAGAGCUAGCAAUGAGAUCUGUUGUCAAGCGGUCGAUAAAAUCUAAUUCUGUGGUCAUGGAGAGGAAUCUAAACUUUAGCAGUAGUGAGGAGGAGGAAGGGGAUUAUCUCCCCUUGUCACAGAGACUCCAAUUAAAAAUAGCCAAAUCGAGUGGAUUCAGUGACCGCCCAUCUGGUGGGUCCCUGGGUCAGCCCCAGGGUAAGGCUGGAGGGGGAGAGGAUGUGAUGGUGAGGGCUAUAUCUCAGGGGGUGUCUAGUACUCUUAGGGGCUUCUCUAGUGACAGUGAGGCUGAAGAUCUGUAUACAUUUCCCUCCCAUCCAGAAACUAGAAAUGGUCAGGGGGAUGUAGCAGGAAAUGUGGGACAUGAUGAUGAUGAUAUAAUAGGAAAUUGUCAUAGUGCCGUGAAUGUGAAUGGUUUAGAUCAAGAAAUUUCACGUGUGGAAACAUCACUUCCUGGAAAUUGUGACAAUCACGAUACUUCUUUGGGAACUCCAAUGUGGCAACAAAAUUUAGUUAAUUCUAAAUUACAGAAGUUGGACAGGACAGAAUUUCUGGACAUGCCUAAGCUGAACUUUUCAGUUGUGACACCAGAUUUGCAGGAUAGAAGUGAACCCAUGGUUGGGAUCAAAUCAAGAAUAUCUGCUUCAACCCCCGACAGAUCAGAGGACUAUGUGUCCAGGUUUUCACACAAUCUGUCAAAUCUAAGUCCUCACCUGUCAGAGGAUGUGAUGAUCUCACCCCUUCUCAAGUUAGACUCUUUGCAGAGCCCAGUAGACGCUUGUCAAAGACUGCAGGGUAGUCCUAGUGUGUCAGCAUUGUGGGAGAACCACUCCUUCAACAAUACAAAUGUCCCCAUUAAUUUUGGUAACUUUGAAGUACAGACUUCACUGCUGAAUUCAUUCAGUAAACUUAACAUCUCAGAAGGGGAGCUGUCAUCUAUGAUGAAUAGUUUUCAGGAAAAGGUCUCGAAAACUCCCUCUGGGGUUAAUAGUCAGGUAAAUGGAAAACAUUCGGAAACCUCUGAAAUCAAGUGCAAUAACAAUACUCAGGACCAAACAUCUGUGAUAUUUCUUAAUGAUAGUGACUCCAUAUGUGAUAGUGACAGCAUAGUGAUUAAUGAUGAAAAACAGAAAGGUUCCACACAAACGAUAUCGGCAUUACGGACAAUCAACGUGGAAUCUUCCAAGAGUCCACAGACUGGGUCUAGGAAGGAGAAGACGAGGGUCUCCAGCCUGAGUUCUCCUACGUGUGGGGGGAAGGAGAAUGUUGUGAGUGACAGAGGGGAGGAGUGUAGUAAGCAAAGCCCCAUGUCUCUGAUAGAGAGGCUGAGACAGAGACUAAGUAAUCACACAGACUCCAGUAUCAUCAAUAAAAUCAAAUACGGACCGAUGUCUGUCAAGCCAGUCAAAUAGUUUUGAAAUUGUAAAAAUUUGUACGAUUAUUAAUGGUUAAUGUUGUACAUAAUUAUAGAGGUGUAUAUUUAAUUCAUGAAAAAAAAGAUUUUUUUUAGAAAUAAAGGGCUUUUGCUGAUCA